CAACUACACUCAGGUUUCAGUAUAGAUUACUAUAGAUUAUAGUACAGUGUGCGUCAGUUAAUAGGCUCUUAAAUUUUGAAGAGAUUUGGUUUUAUUUGAAUUAAUAGGUGACGUAAUCAUGGCUAAAGAUUUUGUUAAAUACGAUUUUGCGGUUGUUAAAGGAAAUAUAGACGCAACUUUUAAGGACACGUCAUCUUGUUUACUUAUAUGCCCAGACGGGUAUGAUAAACGGCAGGUGGUGGAUCAAUUUACUCAACUUCCAAGCAAAAAUGAAGAUGAGACCCAACUGUCAGGACAUCCCCUGAAAGUCGUGGCUGCUUUGGGUGAACUGAAGUAUGGACUUGUGUCUACUGUUCGAGAUGAAAAUGAGUUCUUUGUAUGGACAAUGCAGAAAAGAAGUGAUUUUGCCACAAAACUUAAGUAAAUAGAGCUACUUUGUUAAUAAAUUAUUUUCAUAAUUUUAGAAGGCAAAAAUUUGAUUUUGUUAUUUUAAGUACCUACCUACAUACACAUCUGUAAUCUGCAACUUGCUAAGUAAAUGUGACAAUAUAA
Messenger RNA from Diabrotica virgifera virgifera (western corn rootworm), 552 nucleotides. RefSeq lists its product as uncharacterized. The record is from RefSeq and is a predicted model, not a curated record. The coding region runs from base 119 to 424 and encodes 101 amino acids. Lineage: Eukaryota; Metazoa; Arthropoda; Insecta; Coleoptera; Chrysomelidae. The transcript is spliced from 2 exons.